Emiliania huxleyi CCMP1516 is the source of this 357-nucleotide messenger RNA. RefSeq lists its product as hypothetical. The record is from RefSeq and is a predicted model, not a curated record. The transcript is spliced from 2 exons. Lineage: Eukaryota; Haptophyta; Isochrysidales; Noelaerhabdaceae. Bases 1 to 357 code for a protein of 118 amino acids.
AUGAAUGGCAAGGUCGGUGUCGUUGUCUCCGCGAGCGCUUCGACGGGCCGCUUCGGCGUGCGCGUGGCGGGCGAGGCCAAGGCACUCGCACUGAGGCACGCUGUGCAAUGGCCGGCCAACCUGGAGCCAGCGACCGAGGCGGUGGAGGUUGGCAGGCUCAUCCUCAAGGCGGCGGAGUGGUCGCCGCAGUCGCACGAGCUCUUCCCGGAGGCGGCUCGCAGGUGGGCGGUCGAGGUGAUGCGGCUGGGCUAUUUGAUCGCUUGGGACGAGGAGCGGUUUGAGCAGGGUGAGGGGGCGGCGCCGGGGCUGGUGGACCUCUGGCGCGAAUUUGUGCUGCCUAGGGUGGUGGUGCGAUGA